AUGAAUGAUGUGGGAAACGGCAAACAAAGUAAGCUUAAGAAAGAGGAGGAAAGGUGCGGUACGAAGAGUACAAAGAAUAACAGGAAUAGAACAUUGGCUCUACGUCAAAAUGUCGAGAUAGGCAUAUUGAUAGUAGAAGCGAAGAAGCGGUGCUGAAGGAUGAUAAUGGUGUAGAGAUCAUUGAGAACAACGAGAAAGCCGAACACUUAGGACAGUAUUUUGCCUCCGUUUUUACUAGAGAAACAGAGUUUCGCUGUCGCAGUGCCGGCAAUGCUCUUGAGACUGUUGGUCCCGUGCUUGACUCCAUACUCUUCCCGGCAGCUGCCGUGGAAAGGGAGCUGAAAAAUCUCAAAGAAGCAAAGUCCUCGCGUCCGGACAAUAUACCGGCCAAAUUCUUGAAGGAACUGGCGAAUGAACUUUCCAAACCACUGGCGCACAUCUUCCGCUCGUCAUUCGAAUUAGGGAGGUUGCCAUCGGAAUGGAAGACAGCAAAUAUCUUUCCGAUAUACAAGGGCGGGGCUCGCACUAAUGCCAACAAUUACCGGCCUGUUAGUCUAACCUGCAUCUGCUGUAAAAUAAUGGAGGCCAUAGUUAAGAAAGCAACUAUGGAGUUCCUGGAGCAGGGCCAUUUAAUCUCAGACCUGCAGCACGGCUUUAGACAGAACCGCUCGUGUCUUUCCAGUUUAUUGCUCUCGACGGAGCAGUGGACUCGCGCACUGGAUGAGGAUGGGAGGGUUGAUGUCAUAUACACAGACUUUAAGAAGGCGUUCGACAGCGUCCCACACAAACGCCUAAUCUACAAACCUUCUGAAAUUGGGAUAAGAGGAAGGCUGCUGACAUGGAUAACAGAUUUUCUUAACGGAAGAUCGCAAACCGUGUGCAUUGAGGCCUCAAGGUCAACUCCUACUCCCGUUCUAAGUGGUGUACCCCAGGGCUCCGUCUUAGGGCCGUUGCUAUUCCUGGUUUACAUUAACGACUGCGUCGACGACCUGGGAUGCAGCGCCAUCAUGUUUGCUGACGAUGUUAAGCUGUGGAGACCCAUCAGAUCUGAUGCAGACAGGUACGCGCUUCAAGACAGUCUCAACCGCCUAAACAGUUGGUCAGCUCGCUGGCUCCUCAAUUUUAAUGUGGACAAAUGUGUAAUCCUGAGACUCCGCACCAGACAGACCAGUAAGGAGGACGAUUCCUUUCAAUAUGUCCUUGGUGGUCAGUCCCUUUCAAAUGUUGUGGAACAGAAGGACCUGGGAGUCCUAAUGACCUCCUCGCUGAAACCAUCUUCACAAUGUCAAAGGGCAGCCAAAAGUGCGAUAAGAGUGCUAUUUGCGCUGAGGCGAGGAUUUGUGCAGAUCGACAAGGAGCUGUUCGGAAAAACCUAUGGGGCAUUCGUCCGGUCUCACUUAGAGUAUGCAGUCCAGGCCUGGCGACCGUGGUUGAAGAAAGAUUAUCAACGACUGGAAAGAGUACAGGCGAUGGCUACGAAGAUGGUCAAGAAUCUUCAUCAUUUGCCUUACGAAACCAGGCUGACUGAACUAAAUCUGUUUCCUCUAAAUUACAGGCAACUGCGCGGCGAUCUCAUUCAAACCUACAGGAUUGUCAGAAGCCGAGAGUGUGCCCUAGAUUUUGAUGAAUUCUUUGAAUUGGCCCGAACUGACCGUCUGCGUGGUCAUCCGUUCAAACUGCAAAGGAAGCGGGCUAAUUCGGACGUCCGACGGAACGCCUUCUCACACAGGGUCAUCGGGGCAUGGAAUGGACUCCCUGAUGCCGUCGUUCUUUCCGAAAGUGUUAAAUCCUUUAAGUGCAGACUAGACGCUCACUUGUUGAGAACCUACUGUACAUACAACCAUGAUUGUUUUAGCGGCGGCAGUUUGCGCCUGGCUCACACUUACCGCUAACUUCUUAACUUUUCGCAUUUGCUGAUGUAAUUGAUGACUUUAUUUUUGUUUAUCGACAUGAACAGGGUGCUCAAGGGCGAAAGCCUCAUUCCCUUAAUAAACUGACUUAAGCGCGCCCCGGACAUAAGUGAGAAGAGAAGGCGAUCUCGGGAACCGUAGUUUAACUUUCUUAAUGUUUCAGAGGCAAACAAGCUUCCAUCGUCGGAUUUGAGCAUGGCAUCGGGCCUCACAGUAUUCAUCAGUAGGUGACAGUCAUAUUAAGACUGGCUUCACAUAUGCAGUUAGGGCGGCAGGGAGGACAGGAGAGAGAGGUCGUCCUAGGGAGUCAUAUGGUGUGUCGGCUUUGGCGGUCACCAUCCGCAUGCACACAGAGACUGUGGCGUACGGGGGGAUGGAGGGUGACGGAAUGUACUACAUCUACACCGGGGGGUGGCGUUGAGACUUUGGUGGUGGUCGUUCGUACCUUUGUUGACCGUAGCUGGCAUCCAAGGCAACAGAAUUUUUAACACUGCUACGACUGUCCGUUUUCGUGGUUGCCGGACAGGUAGAUGGCAUGGCAGUAGUGACGACUGCGCUUUCGUCGGACCCAGGUUGUGUGACGGCUGAGUGUACAUCCGCCAUGGACUCGCCUAUGUCUGCAUUCAUGUUUAGCCUGGGUUCGCGUUUGCUCAUUUGUUUACCGAAAUGCGCAUCAAGGGCUUGAUGGGCAACGAGAAGAGCCACACAACGAUCGACAGAAGUAGUCUCCGUGUGCCAGGCCUCGCAUGUUUCCCCCGGCUACGCGAUCGUUUCCUUGUCCUAAAUUGCGUUUGGGUCAUAACGGGUGCUUAUUGUGUUAACUCAGGAUUUGUCGUCUAAUUGUGACCUUCCCUUAUAUCGUUAUUUUUAGGCGCCCAUUGGGUUUUCGAUGGACGAGAACGUCCAGGAGCGGCAGUGGGUUGUUGAUUUCCGGUCCCAAUGUGAAUUGGAUGUCAGGGUCAACAGAGUUCAGGAUAUUAUGGAGUUCUUGGAACAUUCCCCGCUUAAUGAUAACGAAGGCUUUAUCGACAUAUCGAAUCCAAAAUUUCAGCUUAUGAAUUGAGAAAACUGGGGUCUCUACUUUUUGGUAAAUUAGCUCUGUGAAUUGGUGUUACCUUUGACCACUGUCGAUACUGGUGUAAUAACCUAAUAAGGAGGUACCGCGAAAAGAUGAGAGUAUUCUGAUGUGAUCAAAAUUCGUAAGUGUUAAUUGUUCUGCCAUUCGUACGUUGCCAUAAGCAAAGUAAUCUGCCGUUUGCCUUCCUUUUUGACGUAGUUAUCCAAUAUCAUGUUUCUCAGAAGGUCGCAUUUCUAACACGGAGCUGACUGACAUGUGUGGUUGAAUGCGGCGGAGGGCGAAUUCGCGAAGUGUCACGGCUGUCCUUCCAUGGAUGAAGAGUGUAUUCUACGGAAAAUAAUUUGAAUUUAACGCCCAGUCCGGCAGUCGAAAUAAUUCCCACAAGACGUUUUCUGUGGGGCCCAAUGAUAUUUUCCGGCUCCAUAGGAAGGCAGAAUGAAAUUCAUAAGGGUUGAAUCGCACGUUCUUACUACAUUUUGGCCAGAUAUGAGCAAAAUCCGACUUUCCUUGAUAUCCAGCUAAUUUCCUACGCUAUGGAAGUCUGCGGAUCAAACAUCAUUUUUACGUGAAUUCUGCUGUAAACGAAGAUUAUUAUGAACAGGAAACGUACGAAAUAAAUACCUUAUGGAAACGUAUGACCCUCUUUUGCUUCAAUGAAAAUUGGAUGAGAAUGGGUGUGAGAAAUUUUAUCGUUCUAAAGAAAAAAAAGGCCAGAAUCAACCUGCAAAAUUCUUUUUAUAAAUAUAUGGCGUUUCGUGUCAAAAAAAAUUAAUAAGAAACUUUUUCAACAACAUUUUGUUUUACCAUACCGAGAACUACUAGGCGUAAACAAACAUACGUUGAGUACGCGCAACGUGCUGUCACUUUUCUGUCUCACGCCGUGCGAUAAAGAUGUCCAAACAAUGUCUUUUAUCAGUCGAUUAUGAAAUAAUACGAACAUGGGCAAGGAAAGGGUUGUCGCGUGAGUCGUUAGCAAGUAGUUUUAAUACUUGUGAGAUUACUCUAUGUCGAAUACUUAGUGAUAGGACCUUACCCAGAAAUAAGCAGAGUGGAUCAAAACGGUUCACGAGUAGGAAAGACGACGAUUUUAUUCGUCGUACACAAAAAAUGUAUCACUAUGUGCCCAUUAAGAUCAUUCACAGGGAACAUCUGCAGAUGUUCUCCAUGAACACCCUGAUAGUAUGUCGAUCUCGACGCGACAUACUUUUAUAGCCGCUUUUCGAGAUAUACGCCCAUAUCGUUCUCAUCGGUCAGCUGCCCAUUUGGACUCCGCUUUGAUUGGCUGGUGAGCUUGUCGCGCUGUGUGUGUCUCACGCGGACGGAGCCAUUACGGUUUACUUUGUCGUGGCGUGGGCGCGCGUGACUAUGCUGGCGUAACUUUAUAGCUGUCCACUUCAUUUCUUCUUUUGUUUACAUAUCUGUUUGAUUUCGAUCAUUUAACCAACAUUAUGUGUCAAAUCGCCUAAAUGGUUCACACCCAUUUCAGGGGUCAGCUCCUGGCCUGACUGAAGCCGGAUAUAUUUAAGAGGCCCAUGGUCUAUUCAGAAGGUUGGUCAGCAUUGUUCGGCAAAUGAGUGGAUGUCGCUUCUAUAAGAAGUCGAAGAAGUUAAACUUCUGUCUCAAAUAUUUCUAUGAGGCUGUGAAACCUAGAAACGAGUCGUAUUUCCGUGGAUUCUGUGGAGAUAACAUUUCACCAACUGACUGAGCGCACAUAAAUGCAGAUCGGGGAACAACUGUCGCAUGACUGUAUGAUCGUAAAAGUGGAUCGUCCAAACUCCGGCGAUUCACCUCUGUGAAUGUUGACCGACGAGUCACCUCCACAUUGCAUUGCAUACUCCAUUGGUUACGCCCAGCCCAGAAACUAUUGCCGACAGCCACCACGGCCAGGUCUGGCCCCGUUGAGUCAAGGGACGUCAAGUGGACGGUCCCAGACACGCUGAUCUGCAGCCAAUCAACCGACUUCGACUCGGACGCACACGCGUCGGCAGAGUCGCAGUCGCCCAUGCGCCCCUUGAACCUACUUCCCCUGCAAUUAAAACAUGAGCCAUUCAAACGCCACCCCUCGAAAAAUGCAGCACACACGAAUUGGACAGGACUUUCGAUCGCCUAACAAACCUGCAAAGGCAUCGAACUCUGCCGCCUAAGAGGGCAAUUGAGGGUUCUGUACAAAACAAACCCCACAUUCUGCUGAUUUAUGUCGUAGUACAUGAGAUUUGGCCUCAUGAUUGUAGCACUCCGGCUGCUCUCUACUUAGACACUACAAACCUACCUCUAAAGUAAGGUUUUAUGAUGACAUGAGUAAUUAAACUUUCCGACCUACUAGUCAUGGUUCACCUCGUCUAUGUCCCGCUGAAGACUGACUUAUCUCGACUUAUGAUGUGGGAUGAUAUGCUUAGGAAAGGCCGGAAGACGCCUGUUACAGCAUUCGUUGGCCAUCUGUGCAGACGGCCCAUAGGCCAAUUUGGCAUCGCCGGAGUUAGUCUGAGAAACCAUUGAUGAUGAUAUCCUAAUUUUACGAGACUGCGGCACUCAGGAAAUUCUGCCGAUCUGAUGAGACAUCGAUUUCGCCUUGGAUUUAGAAAGUAUUCAAAAUGCCUCCACGAAGCACUCAAGGAGAAGAGGAGUGUCAGCGAACAAAAUCAGCUCUGUUAUAAAAGGAAAUCUUCCUUCCGAAGAAAUUUUGUGAACCAAAAGGUGGCCUAUGUAUAACGCGGGACAUGUGCUAACACAAAGCCAAGCCCCUAAGCACAAAGCAGCGUGUGUCUCGUAUCAGUGGCGCUGGGGACGCCGACUGCGUGGGGAACGGCCACCGACAUCUACUGGCUCUUUCGUUUCCCGCAUGCCUCCCACAUCCGCAUCUCCAGUGCGGUGCCGACAUUUGUGCCACCUAAUAGGACGGUCGCCGAUUAGAUAAGACGAACCUCCCUUCCUGGCAGCCAAUCAUGCGGGUUUUUGCAUGCAGAGCAUGUAACCUAGGCAAGCUCUCAACCGCAGCAGCACACACCGGAUGGUAUAUCUGAAAUGAGGAAAUGAGAGAUUCCAGCUCAGUAAGCAUAUAUGAAGCUGGAGGUAGAGAGGUUAGCUGCCUACCAGCAUGGGAAGCUUAAUCUCCAAUGUGGACAGCAAACACCAUUGUCUCGACGGAUAACUUAUCAUGAAGGUAGCGCGUAGUUGUGAGCUGUAAGGGCAAUUUUAAGUAUUUACGAGUCUGCGCGGAAGCUUCGAACUUGUUCCUACCACUAAACACACACUCUCACACACGAACUGUCUCGAAAAUGCCUUUUUGUAGCCCACCAGAGCGCAAUAUACUAUAAUGCUCGUCUUACAAAUUAAGGCAUGAAGUUUAUUGCUGUCGGGGUAGGUCUAUUUUCGGUCUAAUCGACAAAUUCCAUACCCAAUAGAUAAGACCCCUCGUUUUCCUCAGUCUCCCCAAGACUCCUUGCACCUUGAGGGCCGGCGAUGCGGUCUAUUUCCACUGUUUCCACAUAGGGAGAGAUGGUAAUUAACAUGGCAUGUUAAGUCGUUCUUUGUGCGAGAGUGUGCAUGAGAUCGCGACCCCUCCCUCAAUAACCGUAAUGUCCUCCAUGAUCCACGGAAGUUUAGUUAGCAGGCCGCGGCGACGACCGAAUAGGUAGCCUCUACUAUUUGUCAGCAUACCAUGCCUGCUUAGUUCACUGAAGUAUACAUGUUUUGCUAGGACUAAUUUUGUGUCUAAGCUUGCGAAAAUUAUGACGCUCAAGGUCAAUGUUGGGGUUGCGUUUCAGCUUAGAUUAAGGUCAAAGAUUGGGCUUGGAAUUACGGUUAGGGCUAGGGUUAAGUUUGCAUGCCGCAUGCCGUCUUACUUAAUUCGGUCUUUAAAAAUAUUCUUGUACUGCCGGCUUUCUGCCUGCUAGCACACCUUUUAUUCGCAUUUAUUAAACUGCGCUGUCUAUUCCAGCACCAGUAGAAGAUACCUGACACAAGUGCCCGUUGUACCACUGCAUUCGGUAGAUAGCAUCGUCCAUUUACAAAACUAACAUUAUUGCUAUGCAACAGGGGCUCCUGCGCAUUAUUUAAUCACUGGCGCUACAUGAUGAAUCCCUCACGCGCUGGAAAAAGCUUAAUAAAUAGGACACAAUAAGCAAAUUCAAUAGCGUAAGUUGACGGAAAUAUAGUGUCCAACUGCAUUCAAUUUGCAUACACGGAGUGUUGUGGAAAGGACUGUGCGUCUACUCUUAAACAAAUGACGCAUCCCGCAGGAAGUAAUAUGCGCAGUAGGAGUCACAUUUGUCAGAGAAACAGAGAACCGAUGCCCGUGUCGUUUAUACCUGGAAUCAAAAGUCUUUGGGUCACACGGUAAGUCAGUGAUGCUGCUGGUAAUUUAAUUGAUCGGAUGUAAAUCACCGGCCGCGUCAGAUUGGCACAUGGCUAAGUUGGAUAGCAUAUGGGUGAGCGCCUGCAUCAUAUUCUGAUGACAAUUAUGCCGCCGCCGCCGUCGCCGCUGCCAUUGCUGCCGUUACUACUGAUGGGGAAUGUCUCCGAUGAUGGAGAGACCAAGACUAUCCUAAGGAUACGACCAGGGAAUUUAUUACGGGACCAGAUCCACCUCCAAGUUAGACGAAGUCUAAAUUCUAGUGAGAAGCGGCAACCCUGUGGGUCACAAAGUACUUGAGUCGUGGUCCUACUCGUACACUAUCGGCAAGCGAACUGACAUCCUCCUUUCAUAUUUGAUGCUGCAAUUUUGCCUAAGAGUAUUGGCGAACCGACACCGAUGAAGAAAUCGUUGUCAUUAACAACGCACAAUCAUAGAACGAAACCUGUGUGUUGGAUGUAAGGAUGUCCGGCGGGGGGUUCACGUGACGGUCGUAGUAAGUCGCUCACUUGCUUGCAGUUGCAGACUACUCCUAGUGUCCAUUUGCUGGCAUCCAAAUCUCACAUGUAGCUACCCGAAGCUAGGCUCUGUCUAGCAGCCACACCCCGGCGACGGCCUCGGCCGGCGGGCUAACCCAGGUGAGAGUAUCCGUGUGGGUACGUGCACGCACGAUACUGCGGACUCCGCUAGCCGGAUGGAUCUUUGCGUCAGCAUCGUCGAGAUGAGGCUCCGUCUGGAACACCACAGGAGACAGGUGGCAAUUGAACCCACAGGUCACAGGUAACUUCGGGUCGUCCUCUCACUAACGAAAAGUCGUGGCCCAUAGUGGAGUUAGGCAGCUGUCUCGGAUAACCGGACAGCCCUGUUUAGGGGGUGUGCCACCCGCCCCACAAGGGGGAAGGGGGUAGAAAAGGUGCCCUGCAACUUGCUAGGAGCCACGCUGUCUGAAGGUUGACCGCGGCCGCAGACGAAAAGCACACGGUCGAAUCAGAUAAAACCGAAACAUCAACAAUCUUUCUGACUCUUCCUCAUUCCGCCUGUUUUUUUCUUCUCCUACCCAGCACCCCAAUCGCCAGACUGGCAGAGUGAGUCCGCUCACUCUGGCAGCCUGGAAUGUUCGUUCCCUUUUAGACAAUCCAAGGAGCAACCGACCGGAACGGAGGACAGCGCUAGUGGCACGAGAACUGGCACGCUACAAGGUGGACAUCGCCGCACUCAGCGAGACCCGAUUCUCCGAACAAGGCCAACUGGAGGUGAUGGGUGCCGGUUACACCUUCUUCUGGAGCGGUCGCCCCAAGGCAGAGCGACGAGACGCGGGCGUCGUCUUCGCCAUCCAGAACGACAUCGUGGGACGACUGCCCAGUCUGCCGCAGUGCAUCAACGAUCGCCUGAUGAGCCUCCGCCUGCCUCUCCGGCGAGGAGGCAAGUUUGCCACCAUCAUCAGCGCCUACGCUCCGCCUAUGAGCAGCUUCGACACCGCAACAGACAAAUUCUAUGAGGACCUGCACGCCCUCUUGGCGGCUGUGUCGAAGGCGGACAAGUUGAUUGUCCUUGGUGCCUUCAACGCCCGCGUCGGCACAGACCAUGCUGCCUGGAGAGGAGUGCUGGGUCCCCAUGGUCUCCGCGACUCAAACGACAAUGACCUGCUCCUUCUCCGUACCUGCGCAGAACAACAACCCAUCCUGACGAAUACCUUCUUCCGUCUGCCGGAGCGAGAGAAGGCCACCUGGAGGCAUCCUCGGUCGCGUCAGUGA
Molecule: messenger RNA, 9093 nt
Organism: Spirometra erinaceieuropaei
Lineage: Eukaryota; Metazoa; Platyhelminthes; Cestoda; Diphyllobothriidea; Diphyllobothriidae
Source: the annotation of a GenBank genome assembly